This is a messenger RNA of Loa loa (African eye worm), 2208 nucleotides long. RefSeq lists its product as hypothetical. Bases 1 to 2208 code for a protein of 735 amino acids. The record is from RefSeq and is a predicted model, not a curated record. Gene Ontology annotation, cellular component: ciliary basal body; intraciliary transport particle A; axoneme. NCBI's taxonomy places the organism in Eukaryota, Metazoa, Nematoda, Chromadorea, Rhabditida, Onchocercidae. The transcript has 16 exons. Gene Ontology annotation, biological process: intraciliary retrograde transport.
AUGAAUAUUGGAAGUUUGCUAUUACGUCAAGUUUUACCAGAAUUUAUUGGACUUGAAAAUUCUGAUACAACAACUAAAGAAGCAAUAAUGAAUUUUUCAUAUUACAUGACAGUUAAUAAAAUGGAUGAAGCAUUUAAAGCUAUUAAAUUUAUUAAAAGUGAAAAUGCUUGGGAACAUAUGGCGCAUAUGUGCGUCAAAACGCGACGUCUUGAUGUCGCCUUGCUAUGUCUCGGAAAUAUGGGACAUGCAUGUGGUGUACGAGCUUUAAAAAAGUCAAUGCAAAAUAAUGAUCCACUUGAUGUACAAGUAGCUAUCUUAGCUAUUCAACUAGGCUUACUUGAUGAAGCACAAGCACUUUUUACUAGUUGUGGUCGAUAUGAUUUAGUCAAUCGUCUUUUGCAAACACGUAAUCGUUGGGAUGAAGCAUUUGAAAUUGCUGAAAAGUAUGAUCGAAUACAUUUACGGAAUACAUAUUACAAUUAUGCAAAUUAUCUUGAAUCGCUUAAUUUAACUGAUGCUGCAAUUGAAAACUAUGAGAAAUCAGGUACGCAUUGUUUCGAAGUACCACGAAUGCUAUUUGAUCAUCCUAAAAUGCUUGAAGCAUAUGUCAAGAAAACGAAACAUCCAGGUAUACAAAAAUGGUGGGCUCAAUAUAUGGAAAGCAAAGGUGAUGUAAAUGCAGCACGUUUGUAUUAUCAAUAUGCUAAUGAUUAUUUAUCAGUUGUUCGUUUACUUUGUCGUAGUAAUAAUAUAGAUGAGGCAGUUGAGAUGGCGAAUAGUAGUGGUGAUAAGGCAGCUUGUUAUCAUUUGGGACAAUAUUUUGAAGCACUUGGUGAUCCAAAUAUGGCGGUAAUGUUCUUUACAAAAGCACAUGCAUGCAGAAAUGCAUUACGUCUUGCUAAAGAAAAUAAUAUGAAAGAUAAAAUUGCUAAUCUAGCUUUAAUGGCUGGUGGAAAUGAAUUAGUUGAAGCAGCACAAUAUUAUGAAAAUAUACCGGGACAAGCUGAUAAAGCUGUCAUGUUAUAUCAUAAGGCUGGUAUGAUUAGUCGAGCACUUGAUUUAGCAUUUCGUACCGAACAAUUUAGUGCAUUAGAUUUAAUCACCAAUGAAUUGGAUGAAAAUUCGGAUCCACGAAUACUUGAACGAGCUGCGGAAUUUUUCAAAAAUAAUCAACAAUAUAAUAAAGCUGUCCAACUUUUAGCUUAUUCGAAAAAGUAUUCAGAAGCAAUUGAUCUAUGCAAACAAAGAAAUGUUCCAAUGAGCGAAGCACUAGCUGAAGCAUUAACACCUUCAAAAGAAGAAAUAUCGAAUGAUGCUGAUCGGAUAAAGCUUUUGGAAUCAGUAGCCAAAUGUUGCGUACAACAACGUAAUUAUCAUCUUGCAGCAAAAAAAUACACACAAGCCGGAAAUAAGUUGGAUGCUAUGCGAUCAUUGGUUAAAUCAGGUGACACUGGAAGGAUUGUAUUUUUUGCGACAGCAGCAAGAAAAAAAGAAAUUUAUAUUCUAGCAGCUAAUUAUUUACAAACAUUAAAUUGGAAGGAAGAUGGUGACCUGAUGAAACAAAUUGAAUCAUUUUAUAAUAAAGCUAAUGCAUAUGAACAUUUAUCGAGCUUCUAUGAAGCUUGUGCGCAGGUUGAAAUUGAUGAUUAUCGUGAUUAUAAUAAAGCAGUCGAUGCAUUUAAUGAAGCAUUACGUUGUAUUACAAAAGCAUUACAAAACAAUCCUAAAAAUGAAGAAUAUUUAACGGAAAAACAAACCGAAUUAUAUCAGGCUAUUGGAAAUCUUAAGGAAUUUAUUCAAAUUAAAACUGUUUACGAAUUGGAUCCCACUGAUGCAAUCCGGCAAUUAGAAGCACUUGCAGAUGAUAAACAAGCCUGCAAAAAUAUACGGAUUGGUGAUAUUUAUGCUGUGAUGAUUGCAUACAAUAUCCAUAAGACAAACUACAAAAAAGCUUACUCAUUGAUACAACAAUUGAAAGAACGUGAGCCACAUAUCAAGUUGAGUCAUUAUAUCAGCAAAGAAGUACAAGAUGUUAUUCGUGAUGAGUUAAAACUACCAAGUUUCAUUAAUGAUGACAAAAAUGGGUCAGAAGCCGAUGAAGAACAACGACUGGAUGAUGAAGUGGAUUAUAGCUAUGCAAUGAAGCGACAUUUUCAACGAGACAGUAAAACAUUCGAUGAAGAGGACAUUGAGGAUACUUUGAAGUAA